Molecule: messenger RNA, 1012 nt
Organism: Sitophilus oryzae (rice weevil)
Lineage: Eukaryota; Metazoa; Arthropoda; Insecta; Coleoptera; Curculionidae
Product: GTP-binding protein Di-Ras2
Exons: 4
Coding region: 49-837 (262 amino acids)
Molecular function (GO): GTPase activity; GTP binding
Source: RefSeq, a predicted model, not a curated record
GUAUCUAUGAAUAUUUAAUCGCGACACAGGGACCAAAAAGAGACCAAAAUGUCCACUAUGAGUGAUUACGAACGGAUAAGACUGGUGAUUUUAGGAGGCCAAGGGGUUGGGAAAAGCUGCAUUAUAAAGAGGUUCCUGUUCAACACUUACUGCAACAAGUACAGGAGCACUGUGGAGGAUUUAUAUAACAAGGAGUACGAUUUGGGACACAUGACGUUGAAGGUGGAUAUAUUGGAUACCGCAGGUGACAUGCAGUUUCCUGCAAUGCGUCGCCUGUGCAUCGCCACAGCUCACGCCUUCCUCCUAGUCUACUCCGUAGCCUCUGCGCCGUCCUUCGAGAGUGUAAAGCAAUGUUUCGAGGAAAUCAGAGAGCAACGCAUCGACUACCAAGACAUACCCAUCGUAGUAGCCGGAAAUAAGCUAGAUCUGACACCAACGCAUAGAGAAAUUACUGUUGAAGAUGUCUCAGAAUGGGUUUACUGCGAAUUGCCCAAAUUAAGGGUGAAGAUUCUGGAAUGUUCGGCGAAAGACGACAUCAACAUAAAAGAGAUAUUCCGCUCGUUCCUGUCGCUGUCGAAGCUGGUGCCCAAGAAUGAGGUGGCCGAUCCCAAUACGGGACUGAAGAGGAGGUCCAGCGCUUACGUGUCGGCUACGAGCAAAGGAAAACGAAGGGCGGAGAGUCCUUUACCAGAAAAAGCUUCAGGAUCAGGUGCUGGAAGCUCCGAAGGCAGCAAUCACCUCUCAAAACCGCGGUCCAGGUCUUUGAUCCGCAGGGCCAGCAGGAAGACAAAGCAGCAAAUCAGGGAUGCUCAGGUGGACGAGUGUAAUGUGUCCUAAGCACGCCACCCUUUGAGAAGGGGUGAUGUGGAGUGUAGUGAAGUGUAACGGUGUGUCAGAGUCGAAUAGCCUUUGUGAAAUGCAAGAUUUACCGCGGACUGUGUAUGCACGUAAUAUAUUAUUACUCAAAGGAUGUGUCGGAGUGACGAUGUGUGAGUACAACAGAUGAUAACUG